GAGUGCCGCCGGGAUUGCAGGCAGGGGAGGUCGCGCAGCCGCUUCCGUGCUACUCGCGCUGUGAGCGUUCCAGGCUAGAGCCGAGUACGCGGGCCGGCCAUCAUGUCACGCUACGGGCGGUAUGGAGGAGAAACCAAGGUAUAUGUUGGUAACCUGGGAACUGGUGCUGGUAAAGGAGAGUUAGANAGGGCAUUCAGUUACUAUGGGCCCUUAAGAACUGUAUGGAUUGCCAGAAAUCCUCCAGGAUUCGCCUUUGUGGAAUUUGAAGACCCUAGAGAUGCAGAGGAUGCAGUUCGAGGAUUGGAUGGGAAAGUGAUUUGUGGUUCUCGAGUGAGGGUUGAACUAUCAACAGGCAUGCCUCGGAGAUCUCGUUUUGAUAGGCCACCUGCCCGACGUCCCUUUGAUCCUAAUGAUAGAUGCUAUGAGUGUGGUGAAAAGGGACAUUAUGCUUAUGAUUGUCAUCGCUAUAGCCGACGAAGAAGAAGCAGGUCACGAUCUAGAUCACAUUCCCGAUCCAGGGGAAGGCGGUACUCUCGCUCCCGCAGCAGGAGCCGAGGAAGGAGGUCAAGAUCAGCAUCUCCUCGACGAUCAAGGUCUGUGUCUCUUCGUAGAUCAAGAUCAGCUUCACUCAGAAGAUCUAGGUCUGGUUCUAUAAUAGGAUCGAGAUCCCGCUCAAGGUCGAGAUCAAGAUCCAGGUCUAUUUCACGACCAAGAAGCAGCCGAUCAAAAUCCAGAUCUCCAUCUCCUAAAAGAAGUCGUUCCCCAUCAGGAAGUCCACACAGAAGUGCAAGUCCAGAAAGAAUGGACUGAAGUUCUCAAGUUCACCCGUUAGGGAAAAGUUAUUUUGUUUACAUUAUUAUAAGGGAUUUGUUAUGUCUGUAAAGUGUAACCUAGGAAGGAUCAUCAACCAUCUAAUCAAAAUGGAUCUGGAUUAUUACUCUGUAAAAUUCACAGCAGUAAAUAUUGUUUUUGUUGAAUGUAUUAACAUCUUAUGGUCUGAAAAUGUGGGUUUUUAUUUGACACAUUUAAAUAAAAUGUUUCUAACUAGAUGUCUUGAUUUGUGUUCAAUAUUAAUACUUUUCAAUUGGGUAAGCAUCAGACAGGUAACAAUCAAGAAAAUUAUUGACCAUAUUUAUAUGGGCCUGUAUUCAGAGUUUAAUGGUGUUAGUUAAACAUCAUUAGCUUCUAUACGUAACANUGGCCAGGAUCUGAAAGGACUUUGAAAUUUUCAUUUUACUCUUGUACCUUUGGGUAAGAUGAUCUUUGAGUCCUCUUAAUAGCAUGAAUGCAUCGUGUCAGACCUCUAAAUUAACUGAGAAUUGGUGUUAACAAUUUGGAAUUGUCAAGCUUAGAGGGACCACUGAUAAGCCUACAUAUGGGUGCAUGACAGGAAAUAAGCAGUUACUGAAAUGUCAAGAAGUAGAAACUGAUUUCUAGAGGCNGAGAUUUUAGUAGUGGUGUAGUUUUUCAGACUAUUAAGUUGGGAUAAUUCUGCUCAAUGUACUUUUUUUUCCUUUCAAACAGCCAAUUUAAGACCAAAAAAUGCAUGUUUGAGGAAUUAUCUGAAUUUGGAACAAAACCUUGUAAANCAGCUUUGCAAAAUUAUCCAACCCCAAUACUCUGUUCUUUUGAAUGGAUUGCCUUAUCCUGUGCAAAAACCUGUUAAUAUCUGAGCUAGAUUUUGCAGUUACUGACAACAUUGUUCUAUUUUGCCAAGCUGGUAUAAAGAGAUGUCAAGCAAAAUGUUAACAAGACAAAGCAGUUUUGUAAACCUAAGUUACAUAUUAGCAUUUCAUGUAGCUAAGGAUUGUUAUGUUUUUGUUUUGGGGUUUUCCUCCUUUGGUAGUGUCUGGUAGACCUUAGAAUGGUGUAGCCAGGAGGUUCUUAUUCAGANUUUAAAUAUAUACUGNAUAAUAGGGCAGUAAUGGUCAUUUUCAAGUGUCUUUUGGACAAGCUUUUUACUAUNUUUCUUAGCCUUGGUGUAAAAACAAUAGCACAGGAAUCUGUCCUUGUCUAUUUUAGGCUUUUUCAUUGAAGUUGUCUGCCCCAAAUUUAUUUGGCUGAGUGGUCACUAGUAUGUUGAAAGUCAUUUGGGUUCUGUUUUUAGAAUUUGACUGGUUGAAUAAGUGGUUGGUAUGAAGCUAUGUGUAAUUGGCAGACACAUCUGUGCACUUGGUUAGNUUUAAUUGUUCUGUAUUCGAUAAAAAUUAACUUUGUUCAAUAAA
Molecule: messenger RNA, 2225 nt
Organism: Mus pahari (shrew mouse)
Lineage: Eukaryota; Metazoa; Chordata; Mammalia; Rodentia; Muridae
Gene: Srsf7
Product: serine and arginine rich splicing factor 7
Exons: 8
Coding region: 103-810 (235 amino acids)
Biological process (GO): mRNA splicing, via spliceosome
Cellular component (GO): nuclear speck
Molecular function (GO): RNA binding; zinc ion binding
Source: RefSeq, a predicted model, not a curated record